AUGGGAGAUGCUGAAACUGGUCGUUUACGGCUUAAGGCACUCUUAGCUGCAGUAGCCUUGACAGGUAGGGAAGUAAAUGGACGAAUAGAUUGUCUAUCCUCAAAUCCUAGAUUGAAAGUUUCAAUACAUAAUUGUGAUACUAAUGUUCGAGAAGUGAUUCUAAAAGCAUAUGUGCAAGAAGAGUAUAUUAGAAAAUACAUUGGGGUUUCAAGUAGUGCUCACAAUCAAGCUCGGGUCAUAUAUGAAUUGUUCAAGAAUCAAGAACAAAGGAUGAUAUUUUGUGGACAUGACGAAUCUGAAAAUUCAAACAAUCAAGGAAACUUUCUUAAACUAUUGCAUUGGCUAUGUGAUUAUAAUGCUGAGAAUAAGGUCGUUGCUUUGACGAACGCACCUAAGAAUUUCAAAUUAACAUCACCAAAAGUGCAAAGAGAUAUUAUGAGUGCUAUUACUUCUGAAUGUCCAAAUGUGAUUAUUAAAGAUGUUUGUGAUAGUUUCUUCUCAAUUUUAGUUGAUGAAUCUCGAGACAUUUCAGUGAAGGAGCAGAUCACCAUAACUGCCUUACUUAAGACUGCAAUUGAUCAAUUAUUCUCAAUACAAAACUUAAGCAUAUCUAAUUUGAGAGGUCAGGGAUAUGAUGGAGUUAGUAACAUGCGAGUUGUGGCACAUAAAUAUUCAAAGAUUGAAACUUUCUUCACUAUCGUGUACAAAUUGGUGAAUGUUGUUGUAAAAUCGGCUAAGCGAAGUGAUCUUAUUCGAGAUAAUCAAAGAUUGAAAACUCUUGAAUCACUCAGUGUUGGUGAAAUAUCAAGUGAACGAGGUCUCAAUCAAGAAAUUACUCUUCAACAUCUUGGUGAUACACGUUGGGGCUCUCACUUUAGUUGUUUAAUUAACUUGAUUAUCAUGUUAUCAACCAUAGUCAAUGCUAGUAAGAUGAUUGCUACUGACACUACAAUACAGGAAUAA
Olea europaea var. sylvestris is the source of this 963-nucleotide messenger RNA. RefSeq lists its product as uncharacterized. The transcript is spliced from 6 exons. Lineage: Eukaryota; Viridiplantae; Streptophyta; Magnoliopsida; Lamiales; Oleaceae. The record is from RefSeq and is a predicted model, not a curated record. The coding region runs from base 1 to 963 and encodes 320 amino acids.